ACCCGGUAACGGACCCGGUCCCUCCGCUGUGUGUCCGCUGCUGCAGGACGCUGCUGUCCGCUGUCUCCGCCAUCCGGGCACUCUGACAGGACUGUAACAUCCGGGCACUCUGACAGGACUCUGAUAUCCGAGGAUUACCGGGGAUGUUCCGGUGUUUCUGCCGUUAGCUGCCGAUCAGAAAUCACACAAAGACAGGACACAAAAAACAAGUUUAUUAAAAUUCAUAAACAUCUCAACUUCCGGUGCCAGUCCGUGACGUAAGCUCCGCGGGACGAACGCUGUAGUUUUAAUGCGGAUGUGUGGAACGACUGCUUGCGAGCAGUGGGACUACAGUACCCAGAGUGCACCGCGGCGGACAGAUUGUAAACACUAAUGGAGACUGAAGGACGAAGAGACUGAUGAUUGUAUUUGUGCGGUACCAGUGCGGCCCCCCCCUGCCUGUGGAGCUGGGGGCCAGCGUCUCUGAUCUGAAGGAACUGGUGGGGGGGCAGCAGGGAGUCUCAGCGCACAGACUCAGGGUGCUGUUUGCUGGGAGGGAGCUGAGAGACUGCUACACCUUACAGGAGUUCUACAUGAAGUGUGCGUCCCAUCCAACCUCUGAUGACGACCUCUCUGUGGCCCUCAACCUCAUCAUGACCAACAGCAGAGAUGUCCCCUGCAUCGCCUGCACCGACAUCAUGGACGUGGUGGUGGUGUUCCAGUGUUUGGAGCGUCAUGUGAUCUGUCUCGACUGUUUCCGUGGUUACUGUCAGACUCGACUGAACGAGCGACAGUUUGUGUACGACCCUGUGAUUGGCUACUCUCUGCCGUGUGCCGCCGGCUGCGCUGACUCUCUCAUUAAGGAGUUGCAUCAUUUCAGGAUUUUGGGAGACGAUCAGUAUGGGCGGUACCAGCAGUACGGGGCGGAACAGUGCCUGCAGCUGAUUGGAGGGCUGCAGUGUCCGUCAGCAGGCUGUGGGGCGGGGCUUCUGCCGUCUGAUGGCGGCCGGAGGGUGGAGUGUGACCGCCGGCUCGGCUGUGGCUUCGUCUUCUGCCGACUCUGCCGGGAGCGCUACCACGAGGGGGCGUGUCUUACAGCGCAGGCCCCGCCCACAGCCGAGGCCGCACAGGGCUUUGUGUCGGGGGAGGAGGCGUCCCUCAGAGCGAGAUGGGAUGCAGCCUCGCUGCUCCUGGUGCAGGAGUCGACUAAACGCUGCCCGCGCUGCUCGGUUCCUACGGAGAGAGACGGCGGCUGUAUGCACAUGCGGUGUCCUCUGUGCCAAGCCGAGUGGUGUUGGCUCUGCCGAGUCUCCUGGAACACCGAAUGUAUGGGGAACCACUGGUUCGGAUAAACACACAGACAGACAGACAGACAGACACAAAGGAAUCAAACCAGCGACGUGAAACGUCUGUUCCCUGACACUGUUUAACUCUUCCUGUGUAUUCUGUCUGUCUCAUUAAAAUAUGUAUUUAUUUAAAUAAAAGAGUUUGACUGUU
Molecule: messenger RNA, 1476 nt
Organism: Perca flavescens (yellow perch)
Lineage: Eukaryota; Metazoa; Chordata; Actinopteri; Perciformes; Percidae
Gene: prkn
Product: parkin RBR E3 ubiquitin protein ligase
Exons: 8
Coding region: 399-1331 (310 amino acids)
Biological process (GO): protein ubiquitination
Molecular function (GO): ubiquitin-protein transferase activity; zinc ion binding; protein binding
Source: RefSeq, a predicted model, not a curated record